AAACGGUUUAUCACUGGACGCCUUUCGACGCCGAGCGAUUUGGAGCGAUUGACUCUCGAGUUCUUGCGGUCGACCGAGGAUAGUCGAGGACGAUAUCUGAAAGGGAAGAAAAAAAGACUCGAACGAACAAACAAGCGUGAUAGCGCGCCACGUAAAAUCUCGUCGCAAGCAGCGACGGUAAUUAAGUUUCCAUUAAUUCUGAUUAGUUCCCACGAAGUAACCUUGCAGCGGGCAGAGUGACAAGCAAAUUUUUCAUGACUUAAUGCAAAGCAAUUCCUUAACAGUUUGUUUGUUUGAUGUAUUGCUCAAUUCUUCAGAUACUGAGUGUAAAAGUAUGAUCCCCGCAGAGAGAGAUCCCUGCUGCGAAUGUAUGAUGGAUAUAUAGUCUGAAAUCGCCAGGUAAUUUUAUGUUGACCAGCACAGGAGGAACAUAUCGUGAAAAUGAGUGAGAUUACUCCAAUGAAUGAUGUACCUGAGAGCAAUGGUACGAUGGAGCAGCCUGCUUAUAAUGGUGAAAUAGAGGAACACGCUGUCAAAUCUCCAGUAAGUACAGAAGAGAAAGCACCAGAUUCAGUAUGCGAUAAUGGUGUAAAGAGAAGUGCCACCGCCACUGGUAAUACGCCAAAUAGAACGAAGAAACGUAAAAAAGCCCCGAGAGACGCCACUGCGCCAAGACAGCCUCUGAGUGGUUACUUUCUGUUUUUAAACGAUCGGAGAGAGAAAGUUCGAAAUCAGAAUCCAAGUUUAACGUUCACAGAAAUCACGAAGCUUCUGGCUGCAGAAUGGAGUAAAUUGCCAAUUGAUCAGAAGCAGCGUUAUUUGGAUGCAGCUGAACAAGACAAAGAGCGCUACAAUCGCGAGUUUAGUGAUUAUAAGCAAACAGAAGCAUACAGGUUGUUUAAUGAAAAACAAUCGGAGAGACAAAAUGAAAAUAAGAAGGAAAGAAACGGCACAGAUAUAAACACUGAACAGAAUGAUAAGGACAAUGACUUUACAGGCUUUGACAUCCCUAUUUUUACAGAAGAAUUUCUAGAUCAUAACAAAGCUUGUGAGGCUGAAUUAAGACAAUUGCGAAAAGCUACAUCUGACUACGAAGCUCAGAAUGCGGUUCUUCAGCGACACGUGGACAGUCUGCACGCAGCGGUGAAUCGCUUGGAGUCCGAAACUAAUCAACAACGAACGACUAAUCAAGCUCUGCAGCGUCAUUUGGAUUCUCUUCGUUCUCAAUUAGCAGGCUGCUUCGCCACUAUACCGCUUCCAGGCACACAUGACGGUGCUACGUUACAAAAUAUCGACAGUUAUUUUGAGAGACUGGAGUCUCUAUUAAGCAGCAACGCUGAACAAAAUCUACGUAACGCCGUACGUAGUGCUGUGUCUCGUCUCGAAUUAGUUGGAUGACGAUCGCCUCCGGGCAAUACAACCAGUGCGUCGUUGAAACAUCAUCGUUCGAGGCAUUCACAUCGAAAGUAGCGAGGAAAAGUUUAGGUGUGUUGUUUUUAGCGGUUUGUAAAAAAAUCCCAUGUUAUAUCUUACAAUAAGAUCGAUGAUUGCCAGUUAUUUAUGAGUGAGUUUAUGUGUGUAUUGUAUUUAAUUAUUUGUGGUAUUUUUAGUAUAUGAGACAAUAAUUUACACUUUAUAUACUUAUUUUAAUCAAAAUUGAGUUAUAAAUAUAAUGAUGAUUUCAUCAACUUAUGUAUCUUAA
This is a messenger RNA of Acromyrmex echinatior (Panamanian leafcutter ant), 1702 nucleotides long. It is a transcript of the gene Hmg-2, whose product is annotated as High mobility group protein 2. The record is from RefSeq and is a predicted model, not a curated record. Gene Ontology annotation, biological process: regulation of gene expression. Gene Ontology annotation, cellular component: nucleus. Lineage: Eukaryota; Metazoa; Arthropoda; Insecta; Hymenoptera; Formicidae.